UAGCUAGUGUGAUCACUGCAAAACAUUUUUAUUUGGCAUCUUCUUAUUGAAAUCCUAAGGAAGUUCCAACGAAAAUGGGUAGAGGGAACCAGGCAUGUCAAGCUAAACAACACUUCAGCCAUCAACACAUCUUGACACCAAUUGUCAAUCCACCUGAAACACUCACUUGCAAUGCUUGUGCACAACCGAACAUUACUAAUAAUCCUAACUUCUAUGGCUGCGAUAGCUGCCAAUAUUUCCUCCAUGAAAACUGCCUCAGCGCUCCGCGUUUUCUCAAUCAUUCUUCUCACCCUUCCCACCACUUGACCCUUCUCCCAACUCCAACUUACUCGAAUGGUUCGUACACUUGCAAGGCUUGUGGCUCUGCUGGCAAUGGAUGUAGCUUUAGCUGUCCCUGUUGCGACUUCGAUAUCCACAUGCAAUGUGCCCUCUUACCCCAAACUCUUGUCCUUCCCCAGCAUCAUCGGCAUGAACUUGAACUCAUUUUUGAAUCCCCUUUUGAUGAUGAAAACACCCUAUUCGUUUGUGAUCUCUGUAACGGCAAUGUAGAUCUUAACAAAUGGUUGUAUUAUUGUGCUGAUUGUGAUUUUGGUGCACAUAUUGAAUGUGGCAUUUCCAAAUCUGUCAGCCAACAAGUGCCGAAACUGCCAGACAACAAACCAAAAGCAAAUCCAGUGAUAAUCACCGAAACAGAGAAGGGGCCAAUCAAGAUGCCGGAUACCAAUCAAGAAAAGGCAAGCAGAGGUGUGGGUGUGGCGAAUGAAGUUAAAAUAUUGAAGCAUUUUAGCCACUCCCAUGCCUUGGAACUCUGUGAAGUUCAUGAAACAAAUGAAAUAAUCUGCUCAGGUUGUGAGGAUACACUUGGUGGCACUGCUUACAAAUGCACAAAACCCAAUUGUGAAUUUACCCUUCACAAAUCAUGCGUCGAAUUGCCAAGAAAAUUACAACACAAUGCCCAUCCUAAGCAUUCUCUUACUCUGUACCCUACAUUACCCCAACGAGACUCGUUUUAUUUUGGUUGCAAUGCUUGUGGCGAAGAACCAAAAUGCUUUGCCUACGAAUGCCUCGAUUGCAACUUUAGUCUCCAUGCUAAAUGUGCUACCUCUUUAGCUGAAAAUGUGACUCGUGAGGAUCAUCAACACCCUCUUGCACUCCAAUAUCAAUGGCCGUUUCCCAUUGACGAUUAUGUGCGUAUCUUUUGCGAGGUUUGUAAUGGACUUUGCAAUGAUGCCAAUUGGCUUUAUUAUUGUGCCCAGUGUAAAUUAGGCACGCACGUGCAAUGCGCCAUGGUUAAAAAAGAAGAUGGUUCCAGCCUUCAGAACGAAGAAGAAGAAGAGGAGGAGGAGGGAGAGAUGACUGAUCAGCAGAGAUUGUUGAUGCUAACGAUCAAAGCUCAAGAUCAACAGGCAAGGCUUAAUUUUCAAACUCAAAUGGCGUAUAUGAACGCUAAAACUAUGGCCAAUAUGUUUCGUAGCACUCAUCAUUAUUAUUAAUGGUUUCCUUUUCUUCGUUGGAACGCAAAAUAAAAACUCAUUUCUCACUGGACGUACUCACCUUGCAAGGGAGAAGAGAGUUGAUUUCUUUCGGAUCUCUGUUAUUUGAUUUGUAAUGUUGAGUGUUUCAAACGACUUGUAUGCAGCUUGAGUAUUCUACUGGAUACUUGUUUUAUUUGACUUCUGUAUCUGUCUUUGUGAUCAAUAAAAUAAAUCUCUUUUUUGUUUC
Capsicum annuum is the source of this 1722-nucleotide messenger RNA. RefSeq lists its product as uncharacterized. The transcript has a single exon. The coding region runs from base 75 to 1493 and encodes 472 amino acids. NCBI's taxonomy places the organism in Eukaryota, Viridiplantae, Streptophyta, Magnoliopsida, Solanales, Solanaceae. The record is from RefSeq and is a predicted model, not a curated record.